Molecule: messenger RNA, 1701 nt
Organism: Cannabis sativa
Lineage: Eukaryota; Viridiplantae; Streptophyta; Magnoliopsida; Rosales; Cannabaceae
Product: probable membrane-associated kinase regulator 1
Exons: 1
Coding region: 338-1408 (356 amino acids)
Source: RefSeq, a predicted model, not a curated record
UGUUGUAAAAAAAGAACAAUAAACAAUGAAAACGAGAGCGCAGAGAACGUAUGACACAGUGGUUGCCCCCUUUAAAAGCUAGGCACAGUUUUAAAUUUCUCAGCUCCCAAACAAAGAUAAUAAAGAGACACAUUCUUCUCUCACUUUUCAAAUAUUCAAAUAUAUAUAUAUAUAUUUUUAUGUAUCUAUAGCUACGUCACUCUCUCUUAUAUGUUUUUAUAUAUAUAUAUUCCUUCUUUGUCUUUGUCUUUAGUUAUAACUUAUACAGGGUCUUUAUUACAUGUGACUCAUUGGAACAAAAAUACUACUCUUAUUCUUCUUCUUCUUCUUCUUCUCUAUGGGAAAAGAUCAUUCAAAUUCUGGGGUUGAUGAUCAUCAAGAGGAAGAAGAUGUCUCACUUUGUGAUCUUCUCGUCGAAGACUUGUACGAUGCAAAAAACGACGCCGUUACUACUAGCAGUGUCAUCGAAACGCAGGAUGAUGAGUUCGCGUUUGGUGGCUCUCUCUCCACGGCAUCCGAAAUGUGCACCGCCGACGAAUUAUUCUUCGGCGGCCAAAUUCUACCGCUCAGACUUUCUGUAAGCUCCGAUGCUGGCCCGGUUCGGAACGACACGACCAGAAAGCUCGGCUCAGGAUCCGAAUUCAUAAGCAGUCGGAGCAGUAGCUGUAGCAGUAGAAGUACCCAACACUCGACCACCAUAGCCAUAACUCGAGUCACUUCAGAGCCAAGGUUGGGAAACAGAAACCAUUUCUUCUUCCACCCGAGUCCGAAGCCCCAGAUCCGCGCUUCGAGUGCAAGGUUAGAGCGAGUCGGUAGCAUUAAUAGUACUCCGCGUAAGCAUAAAUUUUCGAUGUGGGAUUUUUUUCGGUUAGGUUUGGUACGGACACCCGAUAUUGAAUUUCAAGAAUUGAAUAAUAAGGUUAAUUUCAUUCGCAGCAACAGUCGAGUGAAUAAUAUGAUUAAUACCAAAGGUAGUUCUUCUUCUUCUUCUCCUUCUGUUAGUCGAAAUAACAGCGUAAAUAAUAAUUAUAGUACAACUGGGGAGAAGGAGAACGGCGCCGUUUUGAACGUGGAUAAGCAGAAGAGGAUGAAAUUCUUAAGCGGAUGCAAAUGCUCGGCAGACGCAGCAGUAGCGCCCAACGUCAUCGUGGUAAAGAGCAAAGGUACAACUCCUAAUGCGGGGAAUUGUAGUGGUACAAGUGUUGCGAAGCAUAGUUUGGGACAACAACAAGUUCAUGAAGAAUCCAAAACGACGUCGUCGACUACAAAGAUAAAAGGUAGUAAUAAGAAGGUGCAGCAACAUAAUAAUGCAGAUCAAAAGCAACGGCAAAAGCAAGCAAUGUCGCAUCACCGAACGUAUGAAUGGUUAAAGGAGCUUUCGCAUGCAAACCUUUCUAUGCAUGUUUAAAAAAAGAAAGAAGUAGAAUAAGAAGAAUAUUUACUAGUGUUUUCUAGUGUGGUGGGGUUUCUAGACACUUUGAAAAAAAAAAUGUCUCUUUAGUUUAUAGAAAAGCCCUUUUUUUAAAAAAAAAAAAAUAUAUGCAUGCUUUUGUUCAUUUAGUUUCAUUAGCUAGUAAAACACUUAUAUGCAUAUGCUUGUUGUUUUAAUUAUAUAUAGUUUGUAUAUUAAUAUGUCUCUUUCAUAUUUUGUUCCUUUUAUUUGAAUAAGAAAAGCGCUGAAAGACAUAUUGAUGUUUAGCA